Messenger RNA from Pieris brassicae (large cabbage white), 4785 nucleotides. RefSeq names its product solute carrier family 52, riboflavin transporter, member 3-A-like. Gene Ontology annotation, molecular function: riboflavin transmembrane transporter activity. Gene Ontology annotation, cellular component: plasma membrane. The transcript has 2 exons. Lineage: Eukaryota; Metazoa; Arthropoda; Insecta; Lepidoptera; Pieridae. Bases 1613 to 3010 code for a protein of 465 amino acids. The record is from RefSeq and is a predicted model, not a curated record. Gene Ontology annotation, biological process: riboflavin transport.
CGAUUAUCAAUGUAAUAUCUAAGGAUUGGUAGCAUAAUCUUACAAGUUAUUUCAUAAUUUGCUUUGUAAUUGCAUAAAUAAAACUAAGUUUGUAAAUUAACAUGUUGUUGUAAAUAUCAUGAAGUUUUUAAACAUUAAAUUUUGAUAAUACUCGUGAUUACUUCAACUAUAUCCUCCAUUAAUUAAUUCAUCUUUAUCCUCCAUUAAUUAAUUCAUCUUUCUUCUAGAAUUAUGUAUUUAUGCCGCUUUUGUUUAAAAUGUAUUAACUAAAAUUAACCUUGUGAUGAGCUGCCUGAUGGUCAUUAAUACUAAAAUAAUAAGGUUUUACCUUAAACAUCUAUACUUAUUUAGUUUCAUUCAAGUCAAACAAGAUUUACGAGUUCUUUUAUUUUGCAUUAUAUAGUUAAGUUAUAACUGUAACAAAAGCCAACACAUAUCAUUUAUAAUUCUGACUUUCCGAACGUAGUCACCUGUACUUUGUUCUAGACAUUACAAAAAAAUAAAAUAAACACUGAAUUCUCAAUAUUUGUUUCUUAUUACAUCAACUAUCUUCAAAUUAAACCUUAUUCACAUUUGCUCCUAGGAAUAGCAUAGGUUAUUCUGCAUAGUUUAAACUGUACCAACUAAUAUAUAGGCUAAUGUUUAAUUAAUACAAUAUCAUAGAGAUAAUCUUAAGUAAUGCAGACACAGUUAACACAGUUGAUAUUUUUACAAAUGAUCAGCCUGUAUAGUAUAAAUACUGUUCUUCAUUAUCAGUUAAAGAAUGAAAAAAAUCUUUAUAUAAUCUUACUACACAAAUAUAAUAAAUACUGGUUGCACCACUUUAAGCAAAUAAUCUUAAUCUUGUCAUGAAUUGUAAUCUUUACUGUCUAGUCUUGCUCAGUAAUAAAUAACCUACUAACUAAAUAUUUAAUUAACUUAGUCAAAUCUCACUAUUCUUGAUAGUGCUCUCUCACUUAUUCUAAUAUUAUAUUUUGAGGCUUCAAAACGAAUUAAUCUAAUGACUUAAAAGGUUUUAAUUUCAUUUGCUUGUGCAUGAUUGGACAGGCUAACAUUUAUCUAAAGGCUUUUACUUAUCAUAUCAAUUUACGAAGGAAUAAGACAUUACUUAUUAAUAAUGAGAAUGUUGAUUUUUUUAAUAGUUUAAAUAUAUUUCAAUUAUUUAAUUGGAUAUUUGCAAUGUCAUUCAUAUUGAUUUAUUUAUCAGCUGGUUCCAUUUUGUACAAUAUCAGCAGUGCUUAUCUAAAAUUAUUCACCAGAUGAUGUGCCGUGACUCUUAGAUAUAAUUUUAUUACAAGUUAUCUACUAUUUUAAUCUUUCGUUCCAAUAUCAAUGACUUAGACUAAAUCCAAAUGUCAUUCAAAUUAAAUUCCUAAUAAUAUUUAAAUAAAUUAUUUAGUGUAAUGUUAAGAAAAACAUGGUUUAGAAUUCAAAUACAUAAUUUUGUUAUUUGAUAUACAAAUUUAAUGUCUUGGAGAAUUCUCGGAAUGGUAUCAUAUUGAGGCAUACCAUCUUCUAGUAGUAAACUGUUAUACAUUCAGCUGAGUGGUGAGGAGUCACGGUGCAUACUGACCGGGAUAGUGGCACUUAGUGUGUGUAGUGUAUUUGUGGCAUGUCAUCAGCUGAAACGACAGCCGCCGCGGGCAGUGAAGACGCCCAGGUGCUCCUCGUCCUCCGUCGUACUGUAUCGCUUGGCGUCGCCAGGUUGAGCGAGGAGAAAGAGCGUGCGCCGUGUCUGGCGGAGUCAAGCGAUAGCAGUAGCAGCAGCAUGAUGUGGGCAACGCGCCGCCGUGUGGCGCUUGAUGUGCUCUUGGUAUGCUGGGGGCUAGGCACUUGGCUCGGUGUCAAUGGCCUUUUUGUGGAGUUACCGGUGCUCAUAGCGGUGCUACCCGAAGGCUGGACGUUGCCUUCUGCCAUGGUUCUUGCUGUGCAAUCUGCUAACGUCGGUUUACUUAUCUACGCAUCGCUGCGCAACUUCUCGCGGAUCUCUGAUACCCAUUGUAUCUACGGUUUGCUCGCUAUCGGUACAAUCGCCCUAUUCCUUAACUCACUUCUCUACUCGAAGACCGUUUACCUCGGAGGCGCCGAGAGAUCAAUAGCUUUUUUGGCUUUAACGUUUUUUGUCGCCCUUGUCGGCUGCACGAGCUCGGUGCUGUUCUACCCGUACCUGCGGCACUACCGCGACAUGUACCUAGCUACGUACCUCAUAGGCGAGGGGCUUGGCGGGUUCACGCCAUCCGUUCUGGCACUUAUACAGGGCGUCGGCGGCGAGGUGGAGUGUGUGUUGAAACCUGAUAACUCUAGUUACAUUGCGGUGCGCCCAUCUCCACGCUUCGACUCCACCGUCUACAUCACGCUACUUGGCCUGCUGUCGACCAUCAGUCUCAUCAGCUUCUGCAUUCUACACAACUAUCCUGGGUUUGCAUCGGAACGCGUAAAGGAGGGCGCUGUGGCUAAAGAGGACGAAGCAGCGCCAAGAGAGUCGCUGCUGCAACCGCAAUGGGUCGGGGUGAUGGUUUUAGUGCUUAUCUUAAACGCGGUCAAUAACGGCAUAAUGCCAUCGGUGCAGUCAUAUUCGUGCAUGCCGUACGGCAAGCGCGCCUACCACUUGGCUGCGACAUUGGGUUCAAUGGCUAACCCGAUGGCGUGCCUCGCUGGGGUGUGGCUGCGACCUUUGGCGGGUCGUUUCCUGGCGCCGCUUUUGGGGUUGAGCGCGGCACUUUUCGGCUAUAUCCUAUUGACGGCGGUGCAGAGCCCGACUCCGCCGAUGGCGGGUAGCAAAGGGGGCGCGGUAAUAGUGAUAUGUUGUUGGGUGUUGUGCAGUGGUCUAGUGUCGUAUGGCCGUAUGUGGGUAUAUGGGUGGUCGCGACGCGGAGGAGCUCGCGGCAUGCGGGUAUGUGGGGCGUUGGGACAGGUGGGCUCGGCUUUAGGAUCGCUCACGUUUUAUGCUCUCAUAAACUACACCACCUUUUUUCAACAGACGCCCGACUGCCCCGCGCAGCCGAUAUAGCGGGUCAUCUCAAAUGCUUAAAGCAGUGGUCCUGGAAAGAUAACUUUCUUCGAUAUUGUUAUAUCUUUAUGAUAAUUUUAUGAUUGUUUAAAAGUGCGGUCUUUUAUAUAAUGCUCAAAUGAGUUUUGUCAAAUAUAAUGUAACGUGAGCUCGAAGACUUAGUUGUAAGUAGGAAAUUAAAUUUAUAACGAAAUGAGUUGAUCUUUGUAGUAUAUUAUUAAAAUGAUACUGCCUUAUGACUGCGGCUAACACCGCUUCUAUCGUAAUUUAAACAUUAAACGUAUCGAAUACUGUCUAUAGCAUUAAAAGUAUGUAUGCAUUAAAGCCUAGCCUUAUAGCCUUUAAAAGUUGUUAUACGUUCUAAUUUUUUUUUGCAAGAAAUUCUUUUUCGAUGUUAUUUAUUUCAUAUUACUAAAUUCUUUGUUAUUAUAAAAAUUGUAUUUUAUUUAAAAGAUAGGCUAUCUAUGUAAUUUAGAGCGAUAAUUGUGCCUUUUCUCUCGUUCGGUGCAUGGUUCUCAUUCAUGGUCGAAUAUAGUUAACAGUGAUACAAAUUAGCUAAUAAAAUCUCAAAGCUGGGAUGGUGAAAAAUAUUCUUUUAAAGACUUGCCGACUCCGUCGGUAUCACGAAUUUAAGUUAUUUAAGGAUUAUGUUUUAAUUACUGAUUAUUCGGAGUAGACUAAUGUUAUGUGGUUAUUGUGGAUAUGAUAGUGUUGGUCCAGUACUGACAGAGCAUUCACAUUGAGGAAGAUGAAGCAGUAUUCAAUAUUUUUUAAGUUUGUCUCGAAAAUAUGUCGCGUGAGUGAGACAUUUAUUGUAUACAUGUUUGUGUAUAUUGUUUCCAUUUUCUUAACAGUGUCAGCGUUGCUAGAGACUACAAAAAUAUUUUAAUUAAUUUUUAAUUAUUAUUACUAUGUCGUUUAACACUUGUACGUUUAAUUUAUUAUUAUAAUAACUCAACUUUAAAAUCAUCUACGUUUAAAUUGUUACCAUUGUUUAUAUAAGAAUUUGGACAAAGCCUGUUGACCAAGUCCUAAAAAAAAAUUUUAUAACUCAGCGAUUGACUUAUUAGCUAUUAGUCGAAUAGAAAUUAAUAGACUCAAGUAAAGACAAACUUUUUUUUAUUAUAUGAUAGAAUUAGGAUAGAGUUUUAGCGCUCAACAUGAUUCCGUUAUGUCAUACGGGAGUCACAGUACGCGUUGAAUGUCUGAUUAAUACUAUAGAUCUAAUACGUUUACAUUGAUAUAACUUUUUGAUUAUGUAAACAAAUUUGUACUUAACAGUUGAUACUGUAUGACCUUGACCGAAAUGUCUCCAAUGAUGUGACAGGAAUAAAGUAGUAGCGCAGCAUAAAUCUUUAAUUUUAAUGUAUUGUGAUUACGCAUAAUUUUUUUACUUGUAUCUUUCGUUAUAUCUGUCCUCCAAAUUGUCUGUUGAAAUAUUGUCAUGCCAAUUGGGAGAACUUAUCAGCGAGUUAAAUAUAAUUCAUAAGAAUUAAUUAAGACGCGGUAAAUGCGUUUUUGUUCUUAUUGGAAAUUUAAUAUGAAAUGUAAUUUACUAUAACAACGUUAAGCGUCUUAAUAAAAAUGCCAUACUUAUACAUAGGGUAUAAGUACAUUCCAAUUGGCGAUAAUAAUACACAGUCAAUGUUUAUUUAAUUAUAUCUAUGGUAAUAAUGUUCCAAAGUAACAUUAAUACAGUGAGAGUAGAAGUAAGCCGGAUGAUAUACAAUUGUUAUUUUAUUUCAGAAACUAUGCAAAUAGAAUAUAUUUAUUUC